AUGUCGUCUAAUGGAACAGGAUUGGACGGUGUCGACGGACGAGUUACCCACAUCAACUGUGUCUAUCCAAUUUCUGGCACCUACGGCCUCCUCCCACGGUUGUUAUACUAUGUCACCCUAAUCUUUGCAAUCUUUGGUCGAACCCGAGAAUGGCUCAUCAUUGGUGCCCUGGUCAGCGCCCUCACAUAUGCUGGUACCUCUGCGAUCCACCUGAUGGCACUCGUAACAAGUAGAGCGGACGUCUACGAUCUCGACAUUAUGGCCGCCUGGGCGAUCUUGAGCACUGGUGCUCUCGCUUACAUUGGCAUUAUCCAUUGGAGCUCGACGCUGCGGAAUUCGCGAGCGCGGAUUGUCAUGAUUUGCUGGGGUUUCUUGGUGGGGGUAUCUCUGAUCUUUGGUCGCGCCAUAUUGUUCGACACCCCGCUCAGCGAGCCGGAACCUGCCUGCUAUUCUUCCACCGGAAUCCUGCUCCAAUAUCCGAUCGAGCUGGCUAACCCCCAGUUCAACUGUACGUACAAGUGCUUUUCUUUGACGAAACCAAUGCGGUACCACUCCGAGAUUAUGGCGGUUCCGCGGCAUCUUCUGGAGAACCGAUAUUCGGGACUGGCGUACGUCCUGGUUGGACCAAUCCAAUUUGCCGCGUACGCUGCCGUCAGUUUGGAUACCAUCGAACAUUCCCCCUCUCAGAUGUGUCUCCGAGGUGUUAUGGCUCACCUAAUCCACCCCAGAUACCGCGAGGACAUGACUAAAGCGGUGUACAAAGCAUCAAUGGAAAGCUGGUAUGGGGGGUACUUUGUAUUGAUUGGCUAUUUCAAAAGAGCACAAUGGACGUACAAGAAAUUUCUUGUCCUGGCCUUGGGUGUCCCCUGGAUGUUUUUGAGCUUGUUGAUCGACAUCCUGUGCCUCCCUCUAAUGGUGGUCAACAUCGUUCUCAAUGAAAUCACCCUCCUGUCUGGAAAUCUACCGGUGAACGAGCCCGACGUUGCCAUUGGCCAGUGGGGUCCGAUCGUCAACUCGCUGCUUGUCGUCAUCGCCACUUGUAUCAAUAAGGCCUUGGAGAUUUACGAAAGACGGAAAAGCGCCAAGGCGCUGAAAGAGACGGUAGAGGAAGUCAUUACAGUUUCCCCGGAUGUGGAGCGAGGUGUCAUGAAGGAUGAGCAAGAGAUUGGAGUGGUCAAGCCCAAACUGGCUCACGUUCAGACCUUGCAGGAUGUGGACGAUAUCAUGACGAGACCCAAGUGA
Messenger RNA from Rhinocladiella mackenziei CBS 650.93, 1242 nucleotides. RefSeq lists its product as uncharacterized. Bases 1 to 1242 code for a protein of 413 amino acids. NCBI's taxonomy places the organism in Eukaryota, Fungi, Ascomycota, Eurotiomycetes, Chaetothyriales, Herpotrichiellaceae. The transcript has a single exon. The record is from RefSeq and is a predicted model, not a curated record.